This is a messenger RNA of Penaeus monodon (black tiger shrimp), 794 nucleotides long. RefSeq names its product methyltransferase-like protein 24. The record is from RefSeq and is a predicted model, not a curated record. NCBI's taxonomy places the organism in Eukaryota, Metazoa, Arthropoda, Malacostraca, Decapoda, Penaeidae. Bases 162 to 794 code for a protein of 210 amino acids. The transcript has 4 exons.
AUACGAUUAUAUAUGAUGCUAAUCAAUAGUAAGGAUAAUCAUGAUCAAAAUCUAACACAAUCCCGUCAAAAAGCAACUUCAACCUCCCCCCCCCCCCUAAACGAAACAGGUACGCCGAAACUCCGCAGUUACAUUGUCCCGAAAAGAGGUUCUUCGGGGGGAUGGAGCGUCAGGUGAACAGCGUAAACAUCGUCGACGGGGACAAGGCUGUUUGUUUAUCCUCCCGCUACAGCAUCACGCCCGGAGACUGUCUCGUGUAUUCCUUCGGCAUCGCAGGGGAUUGGAGUUUCGAUGACGCUAUGGCCGAGUAUGGGUGCCAGGUGUACUCGUUCGACCCGACCAUCGGCCUCGAGAACCACCAGCGGUCCGAGAGGGUCCACUUCUAUAACGUCGGCCUCGGGGGAGCGAACCGCACCGCUCUGAUCGAUGGAGUCAACGCCACGAUUCUCACCUUGGGUCAGAUCAUCGAUAUGUUGGGUCAUACGAAUAAGACGAUAGACUACCUGAAAAUAGAUAUCGAAGCGUACGAAAUUCUCGCCUUUACACAGCUGGCGAGCGAGCAGUACAGAUUAAGUUUUGUGAAGCAGGUGGGCUUAGAAAUACAUCCUCAGCAGCAAUACCACGAUGAAAUAUACACAAUAAUGACAAUGCUGGAGUACCUAGGUUUUGCCUCAUUUGACGCCCGGAGGAAUAUGCACCAGGAGCUGUGGUACACUCACCCACGCCUUCAGAAUCUCAUCUUGUCCUGCUGUUACGAAAUAGCUUGGGCUCAGGUUGACAAGAAGACGUGGUGA